CUGAUGAUGGCUUUGACUCGGCAGUAACAAACAAGAAAGGCAACCUGUUGCGUGUGUGACGCCGUCUUUCGGAAUCAUUUUCUUUUCGUGUGCUUCAUUUUUUUUCGGUUGCAUCUUGCGUUCGCUUGUUUUUUUCGGUUUUUCCCUCCCGGAAGUCUUCGAAUCGGUUGGAAUCGUCCUUUAGUUGGUGAUGUGCGGGAACGUGUACGAGUUGCGAGUGAUUUUAAGUCAGAACUUUCGAAUGGUUUGCGGCAAAAAGUGAUUUUUUGACUACGCAUGAGAUUUUUGGCGAGAUGAGCAUAAUGGCGACGACAACGAAAACGAAGAUGAAACCAACAACGAACGAGUUUCUGUCCGGGGACGGAGUGGACAUGGUUGGGAAUCAGAAGCCAGUGGCCGGUGCGGAAGAUCCGGAUGAUUUGGAUUUGUUCCUGAGUGAAAUCACCGUUCAGUUCGAUGACGGAGUGCAAACUUUGUAUGUUGGCCCCGUGGAGAUUGUGGAUGAUGACGAUGAAGAUGUCGGAACUGAUGGCAAAUUUCCCGUCGACAUCGUGGCACAGACGAAGGAAGAAAUGGUGGAUGACCUAGAGCCAUCCAUGGCAAUCGGGAGCCCCUUAGAGGCCCCAGAAAGUGAAGACACAGUAAAGCGUGAUGACGUCACGGUUGAUGUUCCUCCGGAAGAGGUCGAAGCAGAAGCAGCAACAUUUCCUUCCCCAGCGGUCACGGUCGACGCGGCAUCAGACAACAACCGGUUGGCAGAAGAGGACAGCAAUACACAACAAGAGGAGCUCCCCGUCCCGGCAGAUGCUGUUGAUUUACCAGAACCAGAAGCUGGGGGUGGGGAACCACCCAGGGGAAUCGAGGAGGAAGAGGACGGAGACGUGGAUAGCAAUUCAGCAAACGACGACCGUCUCCAUCGUUUGACAGCAGCUGGUGUUGUUAUUGAUCCGAAAAAUGGAGCAGCAGAGCAGCCAGUCCCGAUUGGAGAACUAAUCAGCGAGCCAGAUCCUGGAGCACAUACACCUCCGUUGGAGUUAGCAAACCCAGAUAAAGAACUGCCACCACUAGAAUCUUCUACCCUCGAAGAGGAACCUGUGCGCGAAGUUCAACCACAACCUAUUCCUCCGGAGGAAAUAGUUUCCCCUCAGCCAGAGGUAGACAUCGCACCAAUUAGCAAAUGCACGGAAACGAAAGAACCCGAAUCUGAACAAAGUGAACUAGACGAGGAACAACUUCCAACAACGCAACCAUCGACAUCUCCAUGUCCAUCGCCCAGAAAAUCACCACGCAAGGCUGCUAUUGAUAUUAGUCGAUCGUCGAGUUCUCUAGAAACGGAGGAGCGUCAGCUUGAGCCAGUUCAAGAAGCGGUACAACUACCAGAGGCAGAAACGCAACAGACACCUCCACGCUCUUCGCCGAUAAAAACUGCUGAACCAACCAUUCCCGAAACGGAGCAGUCUCAGUCUGCGCUAGACCAAGAACAAGAAGAACUUCCUUUGACAGAAACGCAAACGACACCCAGAAAGCGACCACGCAAGGGUGCCACUGAUAUUAGUCGGUCAACGACUUCCCCAGAAAAGGAAGGGCUUCAGACACUUCCACGCUCCUCGCCGAAGAAGUCACCCUGUAAGGCUAUCACUGAACAACAAGCUCAACCAACGAUUCCCGAAACAGAGGAAUCUCAGUCUGCGCCAGAACCAGAAGAGGACGAACUUCCAGUGGCAGAGACGCAAACGACGGCCAUUGAAAAUCUUCAACCAAUCGAAUCGGAGGACACUCUGCCUGGACAAGCUCAAGAAGAGGAGCUACGUCCAACAACCGAAACGCAACCAACCACUCCUCAGCGCUCUUCGCCGAAAAGAUCACUGCGCAGGGCAGCCACUGAACGACUUCAAUCGGUUCAACUGGAAACAGAGCAACCUCAGAAGACACCUCCACGUCCGUCGCCCAAGAAAACACGGCUUAGGGCUACCUCCGAGAGACUCAAACCAACGAUCAAGGAGGAAAUCAAACAGCUUACUCCGGUUUUGCCUGCGCCGAUCGACGAAGUAAGUCCUGUAGUGAAGAAGUUGGAACAGGAGCAGCAGAAUCAGUUGGCGGAGGAAGAGCAGGAGGAGGAGAGCCCCGAAGGGGAACUGAUCGUGCCGGACGUGUUGGUGCCCCAGCAGCCGUACGAUAAGGAUUCUUCGCCGGCCGGCAGCGAUAGCGGUAUCGAGAAUGAAGGCACGGAUUUAGGUAAGGUCACUUCGCCGGAGGAAGGGGACGAAUCGGGACUAACAGGAGUAACAGACGAGACUGCAGAAAACAUUCCAGAAGAAAUAGGGGUCGGUGAAAUCGAUCAGGGACAGGGAGGUUCGGAGGAGAACGUGAAUACUCAAGUGGUAGUAUUAGAGGAGAUAGUGAUCCAGGGGGCGAAGGGUACUUUAAUUCAGUGCGCACAAUGUGCGAUGCUGUUUAGGAAAGAACUGUGGUAUAAGAAGCAUCUGAUGAAUUAUCACGGAAUUGAUUUGAGUAAUAUUGCUCAUUUUCUAUCGAAUUUGCAAACGUUGGACGAGGGCAUCCAGGAUGGGGACGGGACGACGGAACAGGAGUUUGAGGAGUUCCAGCUGGAGGAAGGUUCAGCGGAGGACGGGGGCAAUAAUGAAGCAACCGAUAAGACUGAAGACGAGGAGGGCGAAAGUAGUAAGCGGAAAAGUGAAGAUUAUGCGGUGCAAGUUGUUAAGCGGGUUCGCGAGGAGAAGGAAGCUGCUUCAACGCCCAGUCCGGCCACAAUGCAGAUGUAUCCGGAGGUCAAGAUGUCUACUGGAAAACAGAAGGCAGGGAGACGACGCAAGGAGAAACUGGUUCUGAUAAAUUCCGAUGCCGACAUGAGGAUCAAGCAUGAGUACGCCCCGGCAGCUGUGCAUUCGGAAGAAUCGACGAGUACCUCGUCGCAGUCGUCGCAACCCUUGAUGAACAAUAUGUUCGUCGUCAGAUAUCUGGAGCAGGCAGCCUUGAUGGUCGGAACUAGUGGAACUUCAGAAGGGUCAAGCCUAAAUAAAGAAAAUUCCAAGUUUGGUUCGAGCGAUCCCCUGUCCUUUGAAGAGCUGGACGAUGGCAUGACUCCUUUCGAGAGAUCUAAAAUUGUUGAAACAAACGAAGAAGGUAAAAUAAUAUUCACUUGCAGUAUUUGUGAAUCGGAGUUCGAAGUUCGCCAGGCGGUUCAGGACCACGUCAACAUUGUCCACAAGGAUGUGAAACGGCGCAGUUGUCCGCAUUGCGGUCGAACUUUCAACCAAACGGGAGAUCUGACGCGACACGUUAGAAUCCACACGGGAAUCAGGCCGUUCAAAUGUCCAUUCGAUGGUUGUGAGUAUGCAUUCAUCUCCUCAGGUGACCUUCACAAACACGUUCGACGGCACAAUCAGAUGCUCAAUCCGGUUCCCAAGCCCCACGUUUGUAACGUGUGCGGAAAGGAUUUCGAACGAGGCUACGAUCUGAAGCGACACAGUUCGAUGCACGCCAAGGACGACCCGAACUUCCAGGGCUUCAACUGUGAACUUUGUGGGAAAAUGUUCGCCCGCAAGGACCAAUAUCGAGCUCACACAUAUCGCCACAUAGGCUACAAACCUCACAAAUGUUCUCAGUGCGACAAAACCUUCUCGGAUGCCAGCAACUAUGCCAAGCACGUCAAAGUCCACGCCAUGGAUGGGAUCGAACUGUUUUGCCAUCACUGCGAAAAGGCCUUCAAGAACAAGAUGGCCAUCUCGAAGCAUGUUCUGCGGUGCAAGUACAAAACGGCAGCUCGGAAAACAUCGUCCAAGAAGAAGGCCUCCGUUGUCAAAAAGGAGAUUCCGGAAUCUGCACCGUCCAGCGAGAGUCCGAGUCAGAGCACUGCUUGAACGGUUUAAUUUCUACGCGACUUAGCUUCCCUAUUUAUAUCCUGCAUCCUGAAACUAGACGGUAGCUUAAACACUGGCAGCAAUAGCAUUGUAGAUUAGCCCAGAAAUCUCCAGCCCUUAGCUGUAGCUAGAUUAUUCAGUUAGUAGCAGUAACUGACUACUUAACUUUUCCGUUUUAGAAUUGCUAGAAUUAUUGAACUGAAGGUUUUUUUCCUACCAAUUACUCUUAUAUUUUGUACGCGUAUACUUUUUUACAAUCAGGUUUAUUGUGUGUAGCAUUUUUAUCUAUUUUUUGUCUUUCCUUCUUAUGGGAAUAAAACAGCUGGAACUGAUCAUUGUGUAAGACGUCCCCUUUUAUUAUAAAAUAUUUUUUAAUGGAUUGGAAUGGAAAAAUACGAAAGCGAACUGCAAUAAGUAACAAUAAAAGAAACAUUCAAGAGGAUAUAAACCAACCGAGAUGUUGAAGUCUGUUUGGUAGGCGCGGUACCUAGUGAGAUAAUAAACGCACGCUUACAAAAUAAAGUGAAACCCUUUCCUAAUAUGGUUUAUUUAUAUUUCCAUAAAUAAUCCUAAUAUUUGUAUUGUCGUUUUCUUCCUGUGUUAUGAACAAAAAGUCCAAAAUUAACUCAUCAAAUUCAUAGAUAUUCUAUCAGACAUGAUUUUCUCAAGGUUUCUCGUGAAAUAUACUUGGUUUACCAUUCGGCUUGAAUUGAAAUAUUUUUAUGUAUGCAAACAUCGGAUAAAAAUUCCGAAAAAUGGAAUGAAAAGUGUAUAGCACUGUUCCGUUUCCGUAGACAAAGUGAAAACGAAAUAUCUAGGCUAAUAUCGGUAAUGUGUAGGCGUGUGCGUAGCAUUAUCAUAAAAUUCCCUGGGAAUCCUCAAAAGACUAAUGUAAACAAACCUAUGGUUACGGCACCUAAUGAUACCUACCUAUAGCUGCAUUCUUUCCAAGAAGUAGUACUUAAUACAGCUCAUUGUAAAAGCAAA
This is a messenger RNA of Aedes aegypti (yellow fever mosquito), 4868 nucleotides long. RefSeq lists its product as uncharacterized. The transcript has 2 exons. The record is from RefSeq and is a predicted model, not a curated record. Lineage: Eukaryota; Metazoa; Arthropoda; Insecta; Diptera; Culicidae. The coding region runs from base 294 to 3881 and encodes 1195 amino acids.